GGUUCCUCAGCCGUUGCUUCCGGUCGGAAUCGGGGUGGUGAUGCGACUGUCGGUGGCUGCCGCGAUAUCCCAUGGCCGCGUGCACCGGCGGCUCGGGCUCGGGCCACGCUCGCGCCUCGACAUGCUGCGGAACCUGGUGACGGCGCUGGUGCGGCACGAGCGUAUCGAGACGCACUGGGCGCGCGCGGACGAGAUGCGGUUUUACGCGGAGCGGCUGAUCGACUACGCCAAGCGGGGAGACGCGGACGAGAAGGCCAUGCGCAUGGCUGACUUCUGGCUGACGGAGAAAGAUCUCAUCCAUAAGCUGUUUAAACUGUUGGCUCCACGUUUCCAGUCUUAUUCUGGGAACUAUACACGACUGCUUCAGAUCCCCAAUCGAGAGAACCUGGAUCAGGCCAAGAUGGCUGUGAUUGAAUACAAGGGGAAUCCUUUCCCACCACUCAUCGUUCUACACAAGGACAAUGAAAAGACCUUGCUCAAUCAGCUUCUGAAAGGCUACCGUGAAGACAUAUUAAAGACCAGAGCAACCCAGGUCCCCGAGGGGGCUGCAGCCUCAGUGCACACAGGGACUGCAGUGUAGUGCAGCAUUUUCUUCCCUUUUUGAUCGUAGAGGUUGAAUGGGCAAUCUAUACAUUAGGACACAGAGAUUCCACUGAAGGAAGGAAUCAGAGCCUUAAACUUCAAUACUUGCCUCACGUGAGAGCAAUGGGUUCAGUUACCAGACUUACUUUGCAGGUGUCCUGGUUUCUAUUCACAGUUCCUGAGGCUGGGUUUUACUCUUGGGCUUGUUCCGUAGGAUUAUGCAGGGAGCAUGAAUUCAAGUCCCAGUUCUUUCUUUCUGUGGUAUAAGUAGAAGUCCAAUUGGAGGGGUAAAUUAUGCUGUGUAACCUAACCCUUGAUAGCCUCUGUAAAUAAAUGCAGAAAAGGAAGUUUCUUUA
Messenger RNA from Chelonoidis abingdonii (Abingdon island giant tortoise), 938 nucleotides. It is a transcript of the gene MRPL17, whose product is annotated as mitochondrial ribosomal protein L17. Gene Ontology annotation, biological process: translation. The record is from RefSeq and is a predicted model, not a curated record. Gene Ontology annotation, cellular component: mitochondrial large ribosomal subunit; ribosome. Lineage: Eukaryota; Metazoa; Chordata; Testudines; Testudinidae. Gene Ontology annotation, molecular function: structural constituent of ribosome.